This is a messenger RNA of Pelmatolapia mariae (spotted tilapia), 3567 nucleotides long. RefSeq names its product chondroitin sulfate synthase 1 (gene chsy1). The record is from RefSeq and is a predicted model, not a curated record. The transcript is spliced from 3 exons. Gene Ontology annotation, molecular function: glucuronosyl-N-acetylgalactosaminyl-proteoglycan 4-beta-N-acetylgalactosaminyltransferase activity. Gene Ontology annotation, cellular component: Golgi cisterna membrane. The coding region runs from base 367 to 2778 and encodes 803 amino acids. NCBI's taxonomy places the organism in Eukaryota, Metazoa, Chordata, Actinopteri, Cichliformes, Cichlidae.
CCCUUCGCGAUCAUUCUUCUCGACAGACAUUCUUGCCAUGUCGAGAUAAUGGUGAGAGUCGGACCACUAUUGAACGCUAAGUGAUAAAAAGCUACUGCGCUUUUCGAUCGCUGUUAAAUUCGUCCAUGAUCGACAGCGGGGGACAGCUUGAUCGCCAGAAGGACCAGCGGCAGAGAAUUGUUUAAGUGACGGCUUCAGUAAGACUGUUGCGAUGCUACGUAGGCAUCUGGAAGAAAAGGGCUUUUCUACCAUGAGAGAUUGCGCGUGAGCCCGGUUUUCUGACGGAAAACGAGCUCUAUCGACCCAGUCUUUAGUAUUUGUAUCGAGACGAUCGAGUCUUGCUUAUUGCUUUUACCGACAGAGCUAAUGAAGUUUGGGGGAAUGGCAGGUCGAAGUCGAAGAGCCUGGUUUAGUGUUCUGUUGGGACUGGUUGUUGGGUUCACACUGGCUUCCAGGCUGAUUUUACCCAAGGCGAGUGAGUUGAAGAAAGCUGGACAGAAAAGAAAAGCCAACUCUGCCGGGUGUGGGCUUAACGGGGGUCUCGGAAAAGAAUACGGGGGAGUCUUGUGGCCUGAAGUUAACGGUUCACCGCCGACCGAGAAAUCUGCUUCCAGAUCUAACAAUUUCCUAUUUGUUGGUGUCAUGACUGCCCAGAAGUACCUAAACAACCGUGCCGUGGCAGCACACAGGACAUGGGCACAGACAAUUCCAGGUCGUGUGGAGUUCUUCUCCAGUGAAGGAUCUGACACCUCCAUACCGAUCCCGAUAGUGGCUCUGAAGAAUGUAGAUGACUCAUACCCUCCCCAAAAGAAGUCCUUCAUGAUGCUUAAGUACAUGCAUGACUAUUACCUGGAUAAGUAUGAAUGGUUUAUGAGGGCUGAUGAUGAUGUCUACAUCAAGAGUGAGAAGCUCGAGAGCUUCCUGCGCAGCCUCAAUAGUAGUGAGGCCAUCUUUCUGGGUCAAACGGGAAUGGGGGCCCGGGAUGAGCUUGGGAAACUGGCUCUGGAGCCUGGGGAGAACUUCUGUAUGGGUGGGCCAGGCGUCAUCAUGAGCCGUGAAGUUCUUAAGAGGAUGGUACCCCAUAUCAGAGAGUGUUUACAGGAGAUGUACACUACCCAUGAAGAUGUGGAGGUGGGCCGGUGUGUCAGGAGAUUUGCAGGUGUUCAGUGUGUCUGGUCAUAUGAGAUGCAGCAGCUCUUCUAUGAGAAUUAUGAACCAAACAAGAAAGGCUACAUACGAGAUCUCCACAACAGCAAGAUUCAUCGAGCCAUCACACUUCACCCCAACAAGAACCCUCCCUACCAGUAUCGCCUUCACAGCUACAUGCUCAGCCGCAAGAUCGCAGACUUGCGCCACCACACCAUUCAGCUGCACAGGGAGAUUGUCCAGAUGGGGCGCUACGGAGCAGUUGAGCCUGACCGAGAGGACCUCCAGCUCGGCAUGCCCCCUUCGUUCAUGCGCUUCCACCCCCAUCAACGAGAGGAAGUUCUGGAGUGGGAGUUUCUGACGGGAAAGUACCUAUUCUCGUCGUCUGACAGUCAGCCACCCCGUCGUGGCAUGGAUUCCUCUCAAAGGCAGGCCCUGGAUGACAUCAUCAUGCAAGUGAUGGAGAUGAUCAACGCCAAUGCCAAAACACGUGGUCGUGUUAUUGAUUUCAAAGAAAUUCAGUAUGGCUACAGGAGGGUCAAUCCCUUGUACGGGGCAGAAUAUGUUCUGGAUCUGCUGCUGUUGUACAAGAAACACAAGGGAAAGACCAUGACAGUUCCUGUUAGGAGACACGCCUACCUGCAGCAGACUUUUAGUAAGAUCCAAUUCAGAGAGGAGGAAGAGAUGGAUGCCAGAGGUCUGGCCAGCCACAUCAACAAGGAAUCAGACUCCCUCUCAUUUCUGUCCAACUCGCUCAAGAUGCUGGUGCCCUUCAAGCUGGCUACCUCUGGUCAGGAUCAGAGGGAGCCCAAAGAAAAGAAGGUUAACAUCUUGGUACCUCUGUCAGGCCGCUAUGACAUCUUUGUGCGCUUCAUGGCUAACUUUGAACGAGUAUGUCUGAUCCCCAACCAAAAUGUUAAACUACUGAUCCUGCUCUUUAGCACAGAUAACAAUACUGAGCGGGUGAAGCAGGUGGAACUUAUGAGGGAUUAUCACAUGAAGUAUCCUCGAGCAGAGAUGGAGAUAAAGCCCGUCCCCGGUUCCUUCUCCAGGGCUUUGGCUCUGGAAGUUGGUUCUUUACACUUCUCUAAUGAUUCCCUGCUUUUCUACUGUGAUGUGGAUCUGCUUUUCUCCAGUGAAUUCCUCAAAAGAUGUCGGACUAAUGCUGUCCUGGGGGAGCAGACGUACUUCCCCAUCAUCUUCAGUCAGUAUGACCCUAAAGUAGUAUAUGCUGGGAAGGUCCCCAGCAACAACCACUACGUCUUCACCUCUAAAACAGGCCUGUGGAGGAACUACGGAUUUGGGAUUGUCUGUGUAUACAAGAGAGACCUGGUUCGAGCUGGAGGCUUUGACACUUCCAUACAGGGCUGGGGAUUAGAGGAUGUAGAUCUUUAUAAUAAAUUUGUCCAGUCAGGGAUUAAGUUGUUUAGAAGCACAGACACAGGAAUAGUUCACGUUCAUCAUCUAGUCACGUGUGACCCCCACCUGGAUGUGAAGCAAUAUAAGAUGUGCCUGGGCUCCAGAGCUUCCUCGCAUGGCUCCACCCAGCAGUUGGCUGAGCUCUGGCUUGAGAAGAACAACCAUGGCUUCAGGAGACUGGCCAGCAAUAAUGGGUCAGUUAGGACAGCGUAAGAAAUGCUGGGUUGUCAUUAAUUGAACUCACUUUCCCUUCUUAGUAGUAGUUUCACUGCUUAAUUUAUUUUUUAAUGAAAUUAAAUAAUUCACAUUGAUAUAUUUUUUAAAUAUCUCUUUUGAAUCUUUCUUUUUUUAAAGAAACAUCAUAAUGAGCAGCUCCCAGAAAUAGUCUGGGCAGUCUGUUCUCUUUCCUGAUUAUUGCCGGGGCUCCUUUUGCGCAACGUUAUCUGUCAGGCUACUAGUUAAUUUGGUUAUUAAUGUUUGCCUCAGUAAAGUACACAGUCUUUCAAUUUUAUAUUUGGCGUAUGUGUUCAAAGCAGACUGGUGUCCCUGUCCUCUCAGACCAACAGUGCUCAAAACUACAUUCAAUUGCUGAUUGUGUAUGUUUACAAGGGCUGAUUGUGAACAGCAUUUCAUGAAUGAAAAUUCCAAUCAGAGCUAUCUCAAUGACUGCCAGGGCCACUUCUUUGGAAAGCAAAUUUAGGUGGUUUUCUUUUACAUUUACUCUUAUGGUUUUGGUGAUAUGACUUAACACUGUUUUUGUUUCUUUUUUUAUAUAUAUAUAUUUUGUAUUGUUAAUUUCUGUAGACCCAACUGCUGAAUCUGCAAUUCAUUAUUUUCUAUCUAAUUUAUUGAAUUUGCAGGCUCCAUUUUCUACAAUCUGCUGAAAUGUGUAUGUGGGACAGCCAUGUCAGUUGUGGUAUAGUUUUCUUUUUUCCUUAAGCUCUCUCACCAAAGAGUUUUGCACAGUCUGCUUUUACAUUUCAUGUUGCCUGUGUGUGUGUG